Molecule: messenger RNA, 1975 nt
Organism: Meleagris gallopavo (turkey)
Lineage: Eukaryota; Metazoa; Chordata; Aves; Galliformes; Phasianidae
Gene: INTS15
Product: integrator complex subunit 15
Source: RefSeq, a predicted model, not a curated record
GCAUGCGCGUUCGCGAGAAGGCCGCGCAGCGCCGGGAGAGGGGAGAGAACCAUGAGUGACAUCCGGCACUCGUUGCUCCGGCGGGACGCGCUGAGCGCCGCUAAGGAGGUGUUGUAUCACCUCGAUAUCUACUUCAGCAGCCAGCUGCAGAACGCUCCGCUGCCUCUGGUGGAUAAAGGCCCGGCUGAGUUGCUGGAGGAAUUCCUCUUCCAGGUCCCCAAGGAACGCGGUGCUCCGCCCAAGAGAUUGAAUUCGCUUCAGGAACUUCAGCUCCUUGAGAUCAUGUGCAAUUAUUUCCAAGAGCAAACCAAGGAUUCGGUUCGGCAGAUCAUUUUCUCGUCGCUCUUCAGCCCUCAAGGGAACAAAGCGGAUGACAACAGGAUGGCUUUACUGGGAAAGCUGGUUUCCAUGGCGGUGGCUGUGUGCAGGGUCCCCGUGCUGGAGUGUGCUGCCUUCUGGCUGCAGCGAACUCCUGCGGUGUUCUGUGUGAGAUUAGCCCGAGCCUUGGUUGAUGACUACUGCAACUUGGUGCCAGGGUCCAUCCAAACUCUGAAGCAGAUUUUCAGUGCCAGUCCUCGCUUCUGCUGCCAGUUCAUCACAGCGGUCACAGCUCUCUAUGACCUCUCCUCAGAUGACCUGAUCCCUCCUUCAGAUCUGCUGGAGUUGAUUGUUUCCUGGAUCUUUGAAGACCCCCGCUUGAUCCUCAUCACCUUUCUGAACACUCCUAUUGCAGCCAACCUGCCUAUAGGGUUUUUAGAGCUCACCCCGCUGACGGGGCUGAUCCGUUGGUGUGUGAAGGCUCCCUUGGCUUACAAAAGGAAGAAGAAAGCCUCUCUCUCCAAUGGACACCCCACCAGCAAGAUUGCCAAGGACUCGACUGAAGGAGAUGAUGGAGAUUGCCAUCAACUGUAUUCAAAACUGCAUCUAAGCGUCCUGCAGGUUCUUAUGAUGCUUCAGGGACACUUAACAGAGAAGAACCUUUAUGGGCGCCUGGGGCUAAUACCCUUUGAUCAUGUGGUUCCACUUGUGGAGGAAAUUAACAGACUGUCUGACGAGCUCAAUCCUCUCAAUGCAUCCAAAGAGAUUGAACUGGCUCUGGACAGACUGGCUCAGGCUUUGCAAGUGGCCAUGGCAUCAGGAGCACUCCUCUGCACCCGAGAUGACUUGAGAACCGUGUGCUCCAGGCUACCACACAACAACCUUUUGCAGCUGGUGAUCUCAGGACCUGUACAGCAACCGGCCCACAGCGCUCUGCCUCCGGGAUUCUAUCCUCACAUCCACACCCCCCCUCUGGGUUACCCUGCACACGCUGCUCACCCCGCUCUCCCAGCUCACCCUGCACUCCCAGCUCACCCCGUACAAACGUUCAUACCAGGAAUGACGUUCCCCUACAGGCCUAUCCGCUAACGUGCUCAGACUGCAGAAAGUGACGGCUUCCCUUGGUCUGAGGAAGCCUUGCACAGAAAAGCGACCGUCUCCAGAGCCACGUUUUCCUCUUUGUUGGGAAGCUGGGCGGUGCCUGCAGGAGGGCUCCACCUCCGGGAGCAGAGUAGACUCCAGGGGGAAGAUAGCAGUUACUCUGAACGUGGGCUGAGGAUACGAGAGCACCACGUGGAUGAAGGGAGGGAGUGGAAAAAGGCAAGCAAGUCGAACCCUCUGGAGCAUGUGGCAAUCCUUUUGAUGCAGUGUAUUUCAUACAAGCACCGUGCUAGUACAUCUCUCAAUAGGGUGUUUGUCAGUAUGUUUGGCACACUGAGAGCAGCCCAGUCGUGCUCUGGGCAGUAGGGCCAGAUGGAAAGCCAUACAAUUUUUCACACAAGUCCACUCCAGCCCGUCCAUCUCUUUGUAAAUGUUUGUAUCUAUAGCCACAGAAUGUGUACACUGUAUAUUUUUGGAACACAAACGUUUGCUUCAGAAGCACAAGGUAGAAUAAAACAUCACUUCCUAUUAAAGGAAACCACGUAAGAUGCAUCAA